This is a messenger RNA of Lingula anatina, 1402 nucleotides long. RefSeq names its product putative phosphoenolpyruvate synthase. The record is from RefSeq and is a predicted model, not a curated record. NCBI's taxonomy places the organism in Eukaryota, Metazoa, Brachiopoda, Lingulata, Lingulida, Lingulidae.
AGGAGGAAAACAAGAACAUCUACGUUGUAUUCAUAUGAGAUUUCCAAAUACAUUCAGUGUAUGUGAUAAUAAGACAGGAUAUAAAUUUGGAGCUUUUUGGUGACCUAAAAGAGUUGGCAACUUGAUGACGUGGAGAAAUGAAAGAAGAGUCCAUUUCCCUUGAAUAUUCCUCUAUAUGAACGAUCUAUCGGCGAACUACGAACGAUUUUAAAGUAUAAAAUUACAGACGUAUCUUUAUAGAUAUUAAAAUUUAUUGGACAACAGUUUUUUCAAGAAAUUCAAACGAUCAUGUGUCUUGCCGCAAAAAGAGCUCUUGACAGUCCACACGAGAAGCGGACCCUAAAGCGUGCGCGAGUUCCUUUCCGUCGUCUGCGCAGCAGGCAAAAGAGGUCGCCACCUGUUCUAAAAGAGGACAUCCAAGUGAAAGACGUCUGUUUAGGGACUAAAUUUGAUUUGAGGACCAGAAUAGAGCCGUGAUAGACGUAUAGCUCCGAGCUAAAAGAUGAAGCACAGAUUUCUAGGAAGUUGCAAAAAUAAGUGGUUUCACGAACGUGAGUCUUUUCCUUUCCUUGAAUAUCGGAUUAGCAGUGACUUUGUGACAAAGAUAGAAGAAGUGACAGAAAAUGAUUCUGUUGUGACAUCAGUUGCUCUUAAAGGUCUGCCGGUCAGUCAAGGUGUGGUCCGGGGGACAGCUAGGGUGGUCACCUCUCUGCAGGAAGCAAGCCAAAUUCAGCCUGGUGACAUCCUGAUAGUGCCCUACACAGAUGUGGGAUGGUCUCCUUACUUCCCACUUAUAUCAGGACUGGUAACUGAACUGGGAGGACUCCUUUCACAUGGAGCUGUGGUUGCCAGAGAAUAUGGUCUUCCGUGUGUGGUCAACAUUCCAAAAGCCACUCAUCUUUUUGCCAUAGGUAAAGAAACUGAUGCAUUGUGCCAUUCCUUUUGUCAUUGUGAAUUGACAUUGUAAAUAGGAGACACUCUUCUCAUUGUACAUCGGUCAUCUCUAUAGAGUUUUAACCAAUUUUUGCUGUUUGAUUUCAAGAAAACUGAUCUGUAUGCGCACCUUUUCAUUCCGUUUUAAUAAAUAGUCAACAACAUUCUCAACUCAUAAAUGAAAAUAAAUUAAGCGGAUUUUCCUGUUUUUUAGAUGGAUGUAAUAAUGGGGGUUUGACUGCAAGUUUUAUUUCAGUUUAAAUCAGUUAAAAUCAUGACUAUUUUCGAUAUACCAGUUUUUAGCAUUUAUUUUUUUAUCUAUUUAUUUUAUUUAUUUAUUUAUUUUUCAUUUUUGGCCUUCUUUGAUGUGUUAUGGUCAUGUUGAAUUUCUGUUCUAUUACCCAGGAUUGUCACUGUUUCAGGUGAUCAAGUUGUAUUGAAUGGUACUAACGGGACUCUGGAAAAAGUG